AUGCUCUCGUUUCCGACGCCUUCAGUCUACCAGUCGUCGAAAUGCUUCGUCACCUACGGGGUAAUGGGCCAUCUUGACCCUAAUCAGCCACCAACCAAAAGCAAGCCAUGGUCAACAGUUGCAGGCCAGGACUUCAUUAACAGGGUCGAACUCAUCAUACCUCAAGAUGCCUUUGAAGUUGUGCGGAAAAUUCUGAAUGAAAAGGCAGCACCUGAGUUUCAGCGAGUGGUCAUGUCCUUGCACGACGUCUUAUCUGGUGACUUCUUUACUGAAUGCAUCAAGAAGGGGAAUGUUAUGAUGCUGUCGGAAGGGAGGAAAGGGAUCGACAACGUUUUUACAUUCAGAAAUGGUAUCUUGACAAUGUUAUUGGACAAGGAAGCAUAUGAAAGAGCAGGUCUUGUUGGCAAGCCUGACGGAGUGAAAGGAAAGCGUGGUCUGAAGCCCCGGUGGGUCGUUGAAAUCGACCUCACGAGUUCGUCGAUGGUGCCAGGCAAGAAAGGAUUCGACAGACUGAUCUAUGCGAGCAAAAACGCUUUCAAUACACCAGUCACUUGGCUAUUCUGCAACCUUUCUUCCACCAUCCCCAAUCCAGAUCCCCUCGCGCCACAUUCUCCGACCAGGUGUGCAGCAGAGCCCAGUGUCCUGGAAAACCUCGACGCCAUGCUGCCGACCCUGAAGCCUCCGGUUGACGCAAUCGGACCAGAGGGGAGAGAGGAACUCCAAUAUUUCUCUACCGAGCUCUAUGAGUGGCUAUCACUGGUUCGACUGCAGAGCCCCCGAAUUCAGGUGGGCGACCAGGUUGAUCCGUAUCUUUGCCGAUAUCAGGUGCCUGGCGAUGGCCAGCAAGGCAAAAUCUGCAAGCUUACUUGGCAGGGCUUUCUUGCUCCGUCCUGGUGUCGGGAGAUUCUCCUCAGUCUCGUUGCUGAGCUCCCGUCAAAAACUUGGUUCUCGUUCAGCACGACGACCUUCUCCAAGGGCAUGGCUGGGGAUAACUCUGAGAUUUCGCUCUUUCGGGCCCAAGGAGCGCCGGGGGAAUAUUUAAUGUGGGAGAUUAAGAGCCAUGAGUGA
Molecule: messenger RNA, 1068 nt
Organism: Neurospora hispaniola
Lineage: Eukaryota; Fungi; Ascomycota; Sordariomycetes; Sordariales; Sordariaceae
Product: ribonuclease P 40kDa subunit-domain-containing protein
Exons: 6
Coding region: 1-1068 (355 amino acids)
Biological process (GO): endonucleolytic cleavage in ITS1 to separate SSU-rRNA from 5.8S rRNA and LSU-rRNA from tricistronic rRNA transcript (SSU-rRNA, 5.8S rRNA, LSU-rRNA); tRNA 5'-leader removal; tRNA 3'-end processing
Cellular component (GO): multimeric ribonuclease P complex; ribonuclease MRP complex
Molecular function (GO): ribonuclease MRP activity; ribonuclease P activity
Source: RefSeq, a predicted model, not a curated record